AGAGAGAGAGAGAGAGAGAGAGAGAGAGAGAGAGAGAAGCGAUCAUAUGUACGUAACUUUUGUGUGUACAUAAGUGUGUGUGUGUGUGUGUGUGUGUGUGUGUGUGUGUCUACAAUGUCUGCCAUCAAAGUCGCAGUGAGAGUGAGGCCCUUAAGUGAAAAGGAGGCGGAGAGGGGAGGCAAACAUGUCCUUAACGUGUACGACAACGCUCUGUCCAUCACUGACAUCAAGGUUCCAAUCGUGUUACAAGGUCAAGUGGACCAUAGAGAGAGGGUCCAUCACUUCAACUUUGACCUGACCUACUCCCCUGUGACCCCCCCCCCCGAGGUCAGGUCACGCCCCCCCAGCCCCUCCGGACCUUUAAAUUGUGAAGACAGUGGAUUUAAGGUCAAUUUCAAGCCACAAGGAGGAAUUAGAGAGAGUGAGAGAGAGAGAAAGAGAGAUUUUAAAUUUAAAGCGAGUGAGAAAGACAGUGAUUUUAAAGAAAGUGAGAGAGGAAGUGAGAUAGUGAGAGAAUAUGAAGAGGAGGAGGAGGAGGAGGAGGAGGAGGAGGAAGAAGAGGAGGAGGAGGAUAGCGCAGUGAAGCAACAAGAAAAAGUGUACUGUGACCUCGGGCGGGACAUAGAGGACGCGGUAGUAUUAGGGUACAACGCGUGCAUUCUUGCGUACGGCCAGAGUGGAUCAGGAAAAACUUACACCAUUCUAGGAACUCAGGACGCCCCAGGUCUGGCCCCAAGGAUCUCAGCGGGACUCCUGACGCGGCUGCAGGAUCGCUACGGCCCUGAUGAACUCUGUGCAAAGGACUUCUCCCUCACCCUCAGUCUAGUUGAGAUCUACAAUGAGAGAGUGAGGGACCUUCUGGCGCCCCCAAACCCCGACCCCCACCACCAGCCACGCCCCCUCAGAGUGCGUGAACACCCCCGCACUGGACCGUAUGUGGAUGGGGUGACACGCCACGCCGUCAGCUCACCAGAGGGGGCGUGGUCACUGUUGGCGCGGGGGCAGGCGUGUCGUAGCGCGGCGCCCACACCCUCCCACGCCCACUCCAGCCGCUCCCACGCCCUGCUCACCCUGGAGGUAGUGCAGCCACACGCCCACACACGCUCCGCCCUCACCCUGGUGGACCUAGCCGGCAGUGAGCGAGGGGGGGUAGGGGAGGGGGACAAGACGCGCCUGACGGAGGGAGCUUACAUCAACCGCUCCCUCGUAACCCUGGGGAACGUGAUCAGCGCCCUUGCUGAUCGUGGCCUAACUGAAGGAUCAACGCGCGCAGGCUCUCUCACAUCCUUACGAAGUACAAGUGUCCCUAGUCUUGCCACAUCCUACACCUUCAGGAGUGAGGGCGCGCAGGAGGGCCGGAGGAAAGGAAGAGGAAGGAGCAGUGAAGGAGGAGGAAGAAGAGGAGGAGGAGGAGGAGGGUCAAAUCUUCCUUUUAUUCCUUACAGGGAUUCUGUGUUGACUUGGUUAUUGAAGGAUACUCUGGGAGGAAACGCCAAAACUGUUAUGAUUGCUACUGUGUCUCCGUCCAGUAGCAGCUUCUCUGAGACCAUGGCCACGCUGAGGUAUGCUGCAAGGGCGCGCUGCAUCAUUAAUUCUCCGAUUGUUAACCUUGAUCCGCACGCUGCCACCAUUUGUAGCCUGAAGAAGGAACUAGCCGCCCUCAGGAGACUGUUGUGUGUGGAGUCCCCCACCACACCACCCCUCACCCACGACCUCUUGGACACCACCACCACCACCACUACCUUUGACCCAAGUCUCCGAACUCUGGCUUGGCUUAAGGGCGUAGAAAGAGGAACCAGGGGCGUGCAGACAGUCACCACCACCACCACCUCUACUGACGCUACGACCAGCCCACGCCCACGCCAGCCCACGCACGACAGGGGGACGUGGGUGCGGGGCGUGGGCGCGGGGAGGGUGGGCGUGGUUGUGGAAUCAGAUCUUCCAUACCUGCUGAAUUCUGUAGAAGAUCUGUUUGGUGAAAGUGUUGUGAUCUAUAACGUUCAGACGGGCGCCUCAGUCAUGGGCAGCGGUGAGGGCGUGGAGCUACCCCUGCAAGGAGAAGGAGUUGCCGCCGCCCACUGCACCCUCAUCCACGCCCACGGCACUGUCACGCUGCGGGUACGGGCGGGGUGUGAGGUGACGGUGGGCGGGGAGGUUGUUGGGGCGGGGUGUGGGCGGCGCCUUCAGGAUGGUGACUCCUUGGUGAUCGGUUGCCGUGUGUUUACCUUCCACACGCCCACCAGGUCACGCCCACAGCCCACAGCACGCCCACGCCGGGAGACGUGGACGCAGAGUGAGGGAGCAGGAGAGUGUCCGCGCCCACACUGCACCCACCACGCCCACGACUCCGCACCCACGCAUUCCUCCACCCACGCCCACACGUCUUGGUCCCCCGAGGCCGUGGAGGGCCGCCACCACGCCGCCGCCGCCGCCGCCAUGGGCCAGGGCGUGACGCACCUGGCGGAGGAGGAGCACACCUACGCCGGGCGGUGCCACACCACGCUGCCUGGGGUCGCUUCCUCCAGUGACUCACACUCAGAGUACGAGGAAGCCGUGCAGGGGCAGCGGCUCGCCCACGGCUUACACCCCACGCCAGACACGCGCCAUCUCACCCACUACUUCGGGUCCGCGGCGCCCCUGGAUACCUGCGCUUCCCUGGACUCUCGCCUGGCGCAGCUCUCUGCCUCGGCUCCCUCCAGGGACUUUUUCCUGGAUCUGGGGGGCGGCAGGGCGGCGCCGCCUGAGUCUGGCUCGCCGCUCACCUCGCCCUCCGAGACGCGGCGCCGCUGGGAUAAGAGUGUGUGGCCUGAGGUGGAGCGCGGCCUACGUAGGAACCACAGCCUGCCGGACGUCACUCUGGGGGCACGCCGCGGCACGCCGCGGGGCUCACACGCCUCCCUGGGGGCCGCCUCCCCAUCUUCCUCCUCGUCGUCUUCGUCGGCGGCGUCCAGCGGCGGCGCGUCCACCGCCUCAGAGGAACGCGAGCGCCGCCAGCAGAUCAUAGAGGCGGUGACGCGGCGCCUUUACCCCGGAGCCGCCGCCACUGCCACCACCACCGCCUCCACCACAUCCCGCCGUGGACCACGCAAGCCAGCGGACCGUGUACCGGGUCCGGGAGAGCGUGUGUGUGGGUGCCGCAGGAGGGAGGUAGACACUCCCCCCACACGACUCCCCGGCAGGCAGACUGCCUCCGAACCUAGCACGCCUCGGGGAGCCAGGCGCCUGCCACCACUACCCCAGGCAGCUCGGGGUGACACGGGGCAGGGUGGGCGCCUGUGCCGCCUUACCACCACCACCACCACCACCACGCGCCGCGAGUCCCGCACCUCCACCACCACCACCACCUCGCUCACCGCCACCACCAGGACGCUGGCCGCUGCCACCACCACCACCACCACCACCACCACAAAGAUUCCCAGGCCGUCAGGGGGGGGCGGCGGGCCAGGCACACAGGAUCGGGGUGUGGGCUGUGACCUGGUGGGGGCGGGGCCGUUCGGGGUAGGGCCCAGGGACCGGCAAGACCAGAACGCCAACACUGAGCGGCGCGGCUCAGGCCCCAGCGACCACACCAGCGGGCCCACCUCUCCCAACACCCACACCCCCAGCCCGCCCCAGCCAGAGGAGAGCCCCUCGACGCCCAGCGAGGCGGAGUACUUCUCUGAGGACAGCCUGGAGCUGGCCGAGGCGGAGGAGGCGCCCCUCAGCAGCGGGCCGGGCAGGGUGUGUGCAUCGAGGCGUGACGAGGACGAGGUGUCCCUGGGGGAGAUCAGCAAGGACUCCCUCGAGGACAGCAUGACCAGCACAGACCUGCAGGAGGCGCUGGCAGCAGGGCCACCAGCCACCCUGGGGAGAGUGCCCGCCCCAGGGGAGACGCAGGACGCCUUCAUCCGUUCCUUCUUCAUGUCUGUGGGUAGCCUGGACCACGUGGAGCCCCUGGAAGAGGAGGAGGAAGACGUGGACGAAGAAGAGAUGUCCUUGAGUGAAGGGGAGAAGAGUGACGGCCACACACGAGCCACGCAGCAGAGCCAACAGACGUCCCGCGCGUCACCACAUCGCCGCUCACCGCUAGGCAGUCCCCAGCCCCCUAGAUCAUACACCCCUGUGGCCUCCCCCAGGGUACAGCGGAGGUGGCUGCGGGAGCGAGCGGAGCGGCGGCUGCUGGAAGGUGUCAGCUCCGAGGACAGUGACGGGGACUCCAGCAGGCAGGACAAGCACAAGAAGAGGCGCUACCGCAGGGCGUCCCUCCCCCUGCCGUGCCCUCAACAACGUGUGGAGGACCUGCCCCACUCACACUCACACUCCUAUAUCCCCCAGAGGCUCCCCAUCAGUGCUACAGAAGUCCUGAGCAGGGAGGCAGGGGCGUGGCAGGCCGGGAGUGAGGCUAAGGACUCAGGCAGCGAUGAGAAGGACUCCAGCCAUCCUUCUGAGGAGCCCAGGCACUCCCCUCCACGCAUCUCCAUCAAAAGGCGCCACUUGACCCAACCAGACCACUCCCACACUGCCCAGCCCCCCCACCCCUCACCCUUACAGCAGGACACACCCUCCCCGCCCCUGCAGGACACCACCUUAGUCCCCUUCCCAGACCCACACGCUAUCCUGAAGGACUCCGCAAUGCGCCUCCUGCAGGCUGUAAGUCAGGCAGGUCCUUACUCCGAAGCCUCGCAGGAUGCUAUGGUGGAGCUCCUGAGGGCGUCAUCGCAGCGUAUCCUAUCCUUGGGGGACACUGCUGUGGACACCGGCAGAACCCAGGACACUCAGGACACACGUGAGGAAGCACACACACUGAAGAAGCCACCGGCACAGGACACCCCGAGCACUCCUACACAUCCUACACCGCUAGCACCUGCAGAUCCUACACCCACGCAGGAUACCAGUACAAAAGUCAGCUUUACAAUGGAGAGUCCUUGGGGGAGCUACAGCGAUGAGGGGGACGAGGCGGUGGGCGAGGGAACAGAUAGCAACGCCACCUACUCCACUUCUGCAUGUACCCCAGUGGCUUCUCCUGACCUUGGCUCCGGAUACAGCUCGUGGGAGGACUUGGAAAUGGAGGAAGUGUGCCAGAAGGAGAUAGGAUCCUCACAAAUGCAGGUUAUCUCCUCAGAAUUCACACCGAGGACUGCACGGCGCCUUCUGUACACGAUCAUUGAGUGCAGCGAAGGAAGUAGAUCUGAGGGCAUGACAUCGGACGCCGUGCCUUCAGAUUGGGAAGAGACGCCGACGGAGGAGGAGGAGGAAGAGGAAGAGGAAGAGGAGGAAGAACCUGAGGAAUAUGAAAGCUAUGGUCGUUUAAGCUCCUCUGACGACACCGCAUUGGACACAGUACGACCCGCUACAGACGACCCCCACGACUCACUGUCUUGCGUUGCUGAUGACGAGCUGGGCGAGAGAGCAGAGAGAAGUGAGAGGGCCACCACCAGAAGCCUCCAUAAUCUCACAGGAUCCUUAGAGACACUCACUCAGGGCUUAGGACAUCUCAGUAGGAACCCUUAUGACUUAGACAAUAUCCUGACGAAAUCUAAAAGUUGUGAGAGUUUGGAAGCGGAAGUGAGAGCGAGUGGGUUGAGAGGGAGGGAUUUUGGUGAGAGGGCAAGGCUAGGGAGGGAGAGGAGGGAAAGGAGAUCUAGUGAAGGAGGUGAUGGAAUUGGGAGAGUAGAGGAGAGGAAGGGAGAGGGGAGAGGAAGUGUACCUGAUAUAGUGCCAAAAUUGGAUCUCUCACUUGUAACUCCUACUCUCUCCUCUUCCUCUUCCUCUUCCUCUUCCUCUUCCUCUCAUCUUCCUUACCAGACACCGAUUCCCUCUCCCUUUUCCCCUUCUCACACCUCUCCCUCUCACUUCCCACCCUCCCAUACCUCUCCCUCUCACUUUGCUGUCUCUCACUCUUCUCCCACUCACUCCCCUUCUGACUCCUCUCCCUCUCACAUCUCCCCCUCUCACUCUCUCCCCUCUUACUUCCGCCCAUUUUACCCACGCUCCUCUUACUCCUCUCUCCCACAGUCCCCUCCCAUGUACUUCUCUUCCACCCACUCCUCUCCCUCCUCUCACACGCCCACCCCUCCCUGGGACCUCCCCUCUCAUGACACCUUGAGCUCCACACUUGAUCCAGACUCGCUAGAAGUGGAAGAGUGUGAGAGUGGCAUGGGAGAGGGAGGGAGAGGUGCGGAGGUGAGGGAGAGUGCUGGGCGUGAGUUCGUGAGAGAAGAGGAGAGUGCCGUGAGAGGAGAGAGAGAGGGAGUGUUAGAACUGGAAGAUUUAAAGGAAUGGCCACCCCUACCUCUCCCAGCUCGCUCUCCCAGGCUCUCCCAACCACUCCAUCAGUACCCCCGCCCUCUCCCAGCCGCUUCAUCCUCUCAGGCAGCCCUCCUCCCCGCCCACGCCCCAUGGGGAAUGUCUGUUCAACCACACGGCCAUCCCCAACGCCCCACACGUCUAGCCCACCCCCCAGUACCUGAACUCAGCACCCAGGACGAAACCAGCACUGUCAGCACACUCAGCACUUCUCAAGUCAGCGAUCUUCAAGCACAAGUCAGCACAUGUCAGCAGGAAAUGGAAGGAAGUGUGGGUAUUGUAACGUCUGUUAUCACCACUCAGCACUCAGCAGGUCAGUCUGCAGUACUCACGGCGGUACAGUCAGCUGCUGAUUCGUGCCGUCACUCACCUGUUGACUGUAGUGCUGACGUUGGUGUAUCGGCCGUGUCAGCAAAGUUAGUUCAUACUAUGAGUCCACAGAGUGCUGACCAGUCCGAAAGUCAGCAGGAAGUAAUGGUCAGCGGUGUGGAAUCAUGGCAAGAAGCACCUCAGUCAGCCAUCAUCAGCACAGCAGAUGCUUCAAGGUCAGCUGUUAGCUCUCACCUCUUGCUGAGACAUGGAGAGGAGCAGGAUAGUGCUUCCCCACCAGUGCUGACACAGUCUGCUGACUAUCCUCAAGUGCUGUCUCAUCAUGUGCUACAAUUAGAAAGUGAGGAGCCCAUGCUGACUCAUUCUGCUGAUGUGUUGAGUGGUCAGCAAACAAUACCCAUUCAGAAGAAACAGGAAGUCAGCAGUCAACAAGAAUCAUUGCUGUCACAUUCACCAGCUGAAGUCAGCAUCCCACAACCAGUGUUGACUCAUUUUGCAAGUGAAUCUGCAACUUCACAACCAGUACUGACGCAAUUUGAAACACAGGUCAGCACUUCCCAGGCCGUGCUGACCCCACCAGUACACCGGGUCAAGGAUCAAGUAGAAGCGACUGUAGAUGUCAGCCAAACUCAGCAAAAACACGCUUUGCAGCAUAUCAGCAGUCAGCAGCAAGUACUGGCACAUUCUACAAGUGAAGUCAGCACUCCACCAACAUUUGUGACUCAAUUUGGAACUGAUAAUCUUGCUCCAGUGCUGAUGCUGUUUGAUGCUGAAGUCAGCCCUUAUCCAGAAAUGCUGACAUCAUCAUACCAGACACGUGGACCUCAGUCUAUGCUGAUGAGGAGAGUGGUUGAUGUCAGCAGUCCUCAGGUUGUAAUGGAAGUCAGCAGUCAGCAGUCUCAGCAUUCAGAACACAGAACAGAGGAGGUCAGCUGCAAGGAGCAAGCAAUGAUGACAGGUGAACAAACAGUCAGCUCUCCGAAGUUGGUGACACAUGGCACCAGCGAAGUCACAUUACCAAAACACUCGACACAGUUUGCGAGCGAGAGUCCCAUCUCAACCACUGUUCUGACGCAGCCUGACGAUACAGAUAGCACUUCCCACACAGUGCUGACACCGUUCUCACGUCUGACUGUCUCUGUAAGUCAAGCUGAAGUGCCCGUCAGCAGCCAUGACCCUGCACAAACACAACUAAGGAAAGUCAGGAGUCAGCACUUAAGUCAGCCUGAAGUUAUAAGUGAAGUGUGCACCACUCAACCAGACGAAGAACUUGAGUAUCCAGGUGAAGUCAGCAGUCCAGAGGCUAUUCCUGUGAAGAUCAGCACUAGAAAAGAACUGAGAGAAGUCUGCAGUCUUGAAGCAGAAUCAGCGAAAGUCAGCAGUCAGCAGCCAUUAUUACUUGAAACCUGCAGUCAACAGUCAGUUCAAGAUGUCAGCAGUCAGCAAGCAUCUAUGGAAAUCAGCAGUCAGAGGGCAACACUCUCCAGAAUAGAAAGUGCUGAUCAGUCAAUCCUAGAAGAGGUCAGCAGUGAGCAACCAGCACUCAUACAAGUCAGCAGUCAGCAGGCAUCAUUGAGAGACCUUAGGAGUCAGCAGCCAAAAACAGGAAAAGUCAGCAGUGAGCAGUUAGUUUUAGGAGAGAUCAGCAUCAAACAACCUGUACUCUCUGAAGUCAGCAGUGAUCAAUCAGCUGAGUUCAGUAGUGAGUUACCGACAUUAACAAAAGUCAGCAGUUAUCAGCAACUAACACCAGUGCUUUCAAGAUCCAGCAGUCAGCAAUCAGAACUUACUGAGAUCAGCGCUCAGCAAACAAUAUCAACAGCCGUGAAAAGUCAGCAGGAGACAUUAGCAGAAUUCAGCAGUCAGCAACCACCAGCAUCUACGGUCAGUCAGCAAUCUGUGACUCAUCAAGUAGAGUCAGCACAAGUCAGCAGUCAUGAGAUAACGCUUGAGGAAGUUGGUAGUUUGCAAGAAACUCUAAAAAAAUACAAGUCAGUAGUCAGCAAACAACAGUCAGUAGAGCAAGUCAGUAAACAGCAAACACAGCUGACACACUCCACAGGGAAGGUCAACACUCCUUCAUCUGUGCUGACUCAGUUUGCAAGUGAGAGCACAAUGCCAUUACAGGUGCUGAUAGAGAUGGAUCGAAGGGAAGGUGGUGUAGAAAAAUUGCUGACACCUGUUUUAAAUAUAGGUAGUCAGCCAUCAUUGGUUGCUCAAAAGCCAGUGCUGACUCAGGCAAGGCAAGUCUCAGAUCAGCAACAACGUGAGGUGACUUCAUCUGGUACAGAAAGCAGCACUCCUCAACAAGCGUCUGUGUUAACUACUGUAAAAGUCAGCACACCUCUGCAGCCGUGCACUUCCAUUGCUGCAGAAUUCACAGCACCUCAGCAACCAGAAUCUCUUACUGCUGCAGAAGUCAGUACACCUCAGCAACCACCACUUCUUAAUGUUGCAGAAGUCAGCAGUCCUUGUCAACCAUCAGUCUCAACCGUUACUGCUGCGGAAGUCACAACACCUGAGCAACCAGAAGCUCUCACUGCUGCAGAAGUCAGCACACCUCAGCAACCAGAAGCUCCUACUGCUGCAGAAGUCAGCACAACUCAGCAACCACCACUUCUUAUUGUUGCAGAAGUCAGCAGUCCUUGUCAACCAUCAGUCUCAACCGUUACUGCUGCAGAAGUCAGCACAACUCAGCAACCAGAACCUCCUACUGCUGCAGAAGUCAGCAUGCCUCAGUACCCACUAUCAAUGAAAGUAAGCACAUCUCAACAGCUAUCACCUUCAGCUACUACAAAAGUCAGCACAUUUCAGCAGGCCAUAGCUGUAACUGCCAGGGAAGUCAGCACACUCCAGGAACCACAGAUUCUAACACAAGCCAUUGCUGAAGUCAGUCCACACGUUCUGACACAAGCUUCAUCAGGAACUGUGUGCCAUAAACAAGCAGAACCAAAGCAGACAGUUGUGCAUGCCAGGUGUCAGGAACAACAAAUGCUGACACAUUCCACAGAUGAACUCAGCACUCAGCAGCCACACCCCAUACUGGCAAAGGAAACCAUCAUUCCGCACUUGUCAGAACCAGAGCAGUAUAAGCAAGACACCAAGAGUCUGACGCAAAAGGAAUUGAAGUCUGCUGUGAGUGAAGUCAGCAGUGAACAGCAACCAGAAUUAACUGAGACUGUACAAAAUGUCAGCACUCAGCAACAACUAGAGCUGACAGAAAUCAUACAAAAAGUUAUCAGUCAGCAACAGUCACAGCUAACACCAGUCUUACAAGAAGUCAGCAGUCAGCAAGAACCAGAACUGAAAGAAAUCGCGCAGGAAUCAGCAACAUCCAGUACUGACUCGGGCCACGCAGGAGUCAGAAGUCAGCAACAACCAAAACUGACACAAGCAAUACAUGAAGUCAGCAGUCAGCAACAACCAGACAUGCAGGAAGUCAGCAGCAGACAAGAGCCAGUGGUAGAGCAGGCAAUUUAUGAAGUCAGCAGUCAGCAAGCUAUUCAGGAAAUCAGCAGUCAUCCAGAGCUAGCACAGACCAUGGAGGGUAUCAGGAGUCAGCAGCAACCAGAACUAACAUCGACCAUGCAAAAAGUCAGCAGUCCACUUCAGCCAGAAAUGAGACAGGCUGUAGUUGAAGUCAGCAGUCAGCAACAAGGACAGCCAACACAAGCAAUACAGAAAGCUAAGAGUUAUCAACAACCUACAGAGGCACAGGCUGUAGAAGAAGUCAGCGUAUCUCCAUCAACACCAUUGAAACCGGUACUUGGAGUCAGCACUCAGCAAAAGGCAUCAGAGGAGGCAGAACGAACUCUGUCUCUUGAAUCAGAAGAAAGUCAGCAACUGUCAAUGAGUCAAAUGAUAGCUGGUCAGCACAUCUUGACUCAUUCCAUCAGUGAAGUCAGCACCCCGCAAACAAUGCUGACUCAGUUUGCAUGUGAAACAACCUCUCCAUCACGAGUGCUGAUGCAAGUGGACAAAGAAUUCAGCACUUCUCACAAAGUGCUGACUUCAUUACAACAAAAAUCCAGUUACCAAUCAGUGCUGACUCAGGCUACAGCAGAAAUCAGCCAUCUUGAAGCACAAGAGAGACAGCCAGUGGAGGGAAUCAGCACUCAGCAUCCAAUCCUUGUGAAUGUUCAAGAAGAAUUUAGUAGUGAGCACCCCACAAUGCCACAGCAGGCUGCAUCUCAGCACUCAGCACUAAGACAGCCUCAGGAGACUCAGCAUUCAGCACUUGAAGUCCAAAGAGGGCUUAAAAUAGAAAGCACAGACAAGCGUUCAUUGCUGACACACGUGGCAGAUGAAGUCAGCAUCCCACAACCAGCGCUGACUCAGUUUGCAAGUGAAAACAAAACUCCAUUACCAGUGCUGACACAGAUCAGUGCUGAAGGCAGUACAUCCCCCCAAGUCCAGUCCUCCCUGCCAGUUCUGACAGAGGCUGCAGCUGAAGUCAGCCACCUUGAGCCAGAAAUGAUGGGUGUUGCUAUGCAGCUCGGCAGUCAGCUUUGUGUUCAGACCAAGGUAUUAGAAGAAGUCAGGAGUCAGCAGAAAGCACCACCUCAGGUUUGGAGAGAAUCUCAACAUGAAAAAUUUUCAGAAGUCAGCACUGAAAAGCCAACACUUCCACCUGUCGCUGAAAGCAGCAGACAAGCCAGCUUGUCAGCACUGCAUACAGAGAAAGUCAGCACCAUCCCUGAAAACUUGGUGAAAGUCAGCUCUCUCCAUCCCUUGUCAUCAGGCAGUCUGAUAGAAGCUAGUCAGCAGGCCACACAAAGACAAGAUCAUGAGGUCAGCAAACAGCAACAGGCAGUGCUGACAGGGCCUGCACCAUCAAUCAACAGCCAGCAACAGUCAGUGUCGAUGGAAGUUGUAACAAGAGUCAGCAGUGAACAACAAUCAAUGCUGACAGAGGCUCAUCCAAGAAUCAGCAGUCAGCAGCAGCCAGUCCUGAUGGAAGCUGUAACAAGAGCCAGUAGUCAACAACAACCAGUGCUGACAGAGACUGCGCUGAGAGUCAGCACUCAGCAAGAACCAUCAGGAGCAAUGGUGACAGAUCUUCAACAGAGAGUAAUUAGCCAACAACAAGUUCUGAGACACUCCACAGGUGAGGUCAGCACACAGGAACCGUUGCUGACUCAAUUUGCAAGUGAAAGUGCUGUUCCACAUCCAGUGCUGACACAGCUUGAGGAUGAACUCAGCGCUCAAUGGGCACCGCUGACAUCUGCAUUACCUCAGACAACCAGUAGUCAACCAUUGCUGACAGAAACACCUCCAAGGGUCAGCUAUCCUCAGCCAGGCGAAAUGGAAGCAGUAACAGAAGUCAGCUGCCUCAGUCAACCACGCUCAGCAGUCGUCAGCGUUCAACAACUAUUGUCAGCACACUUAGCUACAGAAGUAAGUCACCUGCCACUGCUGACACAGACUGCAACACAAUUCAGCAGUCAGCAGCCAGUGGAAGUCAGGGUGCAGGAAGAAAUCAGCAGUCAGCAACAAGAGCAGGAAUCUCACGUGGAUGACUUCAGCAGUACAAAACCUUCUGUGCCUCAGGGAAGUCAGCAGGUUAGAGGCCAGGUGCCAAUGUUGCCACAAGUCACGGAGGAAGUCAGCACUCAGCAGCCAGGAUUGGCACAGGCACGGGCGUUGACAGAGGUCAGUAUUUCCCAGAAACUUCUAAGGGAUUCUGAAGUCAGGAGUAAUCAGCAAAUUCUUUCAGCACGCACUAGUGAAGUCAGCACUCCUCAAGAUGUACUAACACAAUUUGCCAGUGAAACCAGUGCUUCAUUACCAGUGCUGACUCUGCUUGAUAGAGAAGUCAGCAGCACUUCUCAAACAGUUCUGACAUCCUCAAUGGGAAGAAGUCAGCCUACACCACUGACGCAGGCUGUGGGAGAGAUGAGAACUCUUGAACCAGAACUGACAGAGACUGUAGAGCAAGUCAGCACUCAGCACCAUAUUCAGACACAGGUUGUGAAGGAAGUCAGCACUAUGGAUGGCACAAGACAGAAACCAGAUGAGCUAAUCAGCAGUCAGCACUAUCUUUCAACUGUACCGUGCCAGGAAGUCAGCACCACAGAGAUGCUGACACCAAUACACACUACUUUUCAGAAGGGACUUUCAACACACACCAUCAGCCAGGUUGAUAGUCACCAUCCAGUGCUGACUCAGUUUGCAAGUGUCAGCACCGCUUCACUGCCAGUGCUGACUAAGUGUGAUGAAGAAAGCCCCUCACCAGAUAUGCUGACACCAUCCCCACGGCUGACUACUGACCAGCCUGUGCUGACAGAGGAUGAGGGAACAGUCAAGCAUGAACUGGAGAAGGUACAGUCAAUACCUGAAGUCAGCACUCAGCAAACAGUAUCAGCCCAUUCAGCAGACAUCAGCAAGCCACAAACUUUGUCACAAUCCGUUCCGGUCACCAGUCAGCCACAAAUGUUGCCUCAGUCAGUAGAAGUCAGCAGUAAACUAUCACCGUUGGCAUGCUCAGAGAUUAGCAGUCAGCCAUUGCAGUUCGAAGAGUCAGUUGAAGUCAGCAGUCAGCCAUCAGUGUUGCCACAUUCAGCAAAAGACACAAAACCGUUAGUCUCAUCACAGGCUUUGGAGUCAGCAAGUAGUCAGCAUGAAACCCUAACAAUGGAAGAAGUCAGCAUUUUACAGCCAGUGCUGACACAAACAAAAGAGGUCAGAAGAGAGCCACAAGCGCUGAUAACAUCCAUGGGACAAGUCUGUAGUCAGCAACUCGCAUCAACUCAAUCUGAUAAUGUCUGCAUUCAGCAGUCGGCACUGAAAUACUCUCUAGCAGAAAGCAGAGGUGAUGUGCUGAUGCUGACAGAGGCUACAGAAGACGUCAGUUGUCCAGCAGCUAUUUCAAUUCAAGUGCUGGGAAAGCAGAGUCAGCAACCAGAGCUGACACCAGAAGACUCGCAGGAACAAGUCAGCACCUUUGGACAAGGGCUGACACAUUCUGAGGAUACCAGGACUUGUCAAACAUUACUGACACAUACUGAGAGCGAAGUCAGCAUUUCACAACCAGUGCUGACUCAGUUUGCUAGUCAGAACGCUGCUCCUUUACCAGUGCUGACUGAGCAUGACAGACAGGAGACUCAGCUGACAGCAACACCACAGCCCGUGCUGACACAGUCUUUAGCUGACGUUAGACAUUUAGAAGCUGACAUGAAACAAACUGUUACAAGAAUCAGCACUCAGCAAGCACUGCAAACGCCUGUACUUGAAAAAAUCAGCAGUCCGGAAGAAAAGUCAGCACAUCCAGUUCACGAACUCAGCAGUCAGCUUCCAAGUGUGGCAGAAACAGUGGGUCAGGUCAGCACUCUACAAUCGGUGCUGACACAAGCUCAGAAAGACAAUUAUGACCAAAAACAAGUGCUGAGGCAAGGAAUUGAAGUCAGCAUUCCCCAACCAAUGCUGACACAAUUUGCCACCGAAAGUCCAGCUUCCAUUACAGUGCUGACAGAGGCUGACAGUGAUGAAGAUGUCUCUGAAGAAAUGCUGACUCCACCCACACACCAACCACAAUGGGGAGAGGAUGUCCUGACAGAAUGUGCAACAGAAGUCAGCUAUUAUCAGCCAGAUCUCGUGCGAGUCAGCAGUCAGCAAACCAAGUCACUUGAUACUCUGUCAGAAGAAAUCAGCCGUCAGCAGGCAUUGCGGGAUGAGUCAGUAGAAGUCAGCCUGCAGCAGAAAGCAUUGUUACCUUGUCAGCAAGAAUUUGAACCACAGUCAGCAGAAGUCAGCAGUCAGCUAUUAGAAACUCAGCAGGGCAUAGAGAAAGUCAGCACUCCUCAUGCAGUGCUGACUCAAUUCGCCAGUGAGAGUGUUGUGUUAUCACCGGUGCUGACACGUGCUGUCACUGACUCUACAAUACCUAUUAAAGUGCUGACACCUCCCUCACAGCCGCUGACUGCCCAUCAGUCAGCUCUGGAUAUAGAGACAGAAACAACUGCUGAUCUUACAAGAGGGAUCCAAGUCAGCACUCAGCAUUCACUACAAGUACAGACUGCAGGAAGAGUCAGCACCUCUGAACAAGUGGAGGUCAGCAUGCCUCAAUCAGUAUUAACUCAGUUUGCAAGCGAGGCCUCUUCUCCAAGGAUGGUGCUGACAUGUGCUGACACUUCUCAGACAAUGCUGACGCCUUUACCGCCGCAGCAGACUGUCAGGCAUCAAACAGUAUUAACAGAAUGCACUGCAGAAAUCAAAAUCAGCAGUCAGCCACAAGAGGAAGCACUGUCAGCAACACUCAGCAGCCAUCGACGUGUAAAGGUUCAGUUUCCAAAAGUCAGCAGUCAGCAGAUAUUGGACUCAGGAUCUGCCAAAAGUGCGAGUCAGCAACCUGUGGAGUCUCAAGCAGAAGUCUGUUUUCAGCAAGAAGUGAAGCUUGAGUCAUCAGAUGUCAGCUGUCAGCAAAGAAUAAGUCAGCAGGAAGACCAACAGAUCAGCACUGAACACUCCAUGCCGUGUGGUGGGAACAUCAGUCAUUUAGAGGAAGUCAGCACAUUAAAACCGGUGCUGUCUCAUCCCGUGCUGCAGGUAGAAAGGGAACAGCCUAUGCUGACUCACUCUGCCACUGAGGUCAGCAUCCCACAACCACUGCUGACACAGUUUGCUAGUGAAAGCGCUGCUCCCUUACCGGUGCUGACACAGGCUGAUGAUGGAGGCACAAAAUCCCAAAGAGUGCUGACAUCCUUGCCUCCUCCAACCACCAGCUCCCAACAAGUGCUGAUCACAACUGAGGGAGGAGUGAGAUCUCGUCAGCCACAGGAAGCACAGGGUGUAAUGCAAGUCAGCACUCUGCAACAACCACAACUCAGUGCGGAAAGUAUCAGCACCUCCCAGGUAAAGCUGACACACAGAGAGACAGAAGUCAGCACCCAUGAACCACCACCACAAGCACUACAGGAAGUCAGCAGUGAACAGCAAUCAGUGCUGAUGGAACAGAAAGUCAGUGCACAGCAGACAUUGGUGACACAUUCACUGGAUAAGAUCAGCAGCACUCAGCACCCACUGCCAAGGCAAGUGAUAGACCAUAUCAGUAGUCAACAACAACAAGCAGUGCUGACACACUCAGCAGUUGAAGUCAGCAUUCCACAGCCAACAGUAACUGAGUUUGCAAGUGAAUUUCCCUCACCACUACCGGUGCUGACACAGUGUGAGGAGGACGACAUGCCCACUUCUCAGGCUGUGCUGACUCUUCCAUCACACCAGGCAGGGAGUCAGCCAGCAAUGCUGACAGAGGCUACAGCAGAUAUCAGCCAGGCUCAGUCACGAGCUGUGCAAGACAUAAGUCAGCAUGGAUUACUUCAAACACAGGCUAUACAAGGUGUCAGCAGUCAGCAGCAGCAGCAGCAGGUACUGAUUCAUACUACUAGUGAUGUCAGCAUUCCACAAAGAUUACCAGUUCAGUUUGCAAGUGACAACCACUCUCCAGUACCCGUGCUGACACAACCUGAUGCUGAAAUCAGUACAUUCCAGCCAGUGCUGACACUCUCACAGCAAAGAAGUGGUCAACAAGCAGUGCUCAUUCAGACUAUGGCUGAAGAAAGUCAGUUUACUGUAGCAGAGGAGCACGUCGCCAGUCUGCAAUUAGACCUGAAGAAGCUCAUACAAGUCAGCAGUCAGCAGUCAGCAGAAGAUCAGUUUACAGUGAGAUUCAGCACUCCACAGCAGCAAUCAGUAGAGGAAGUCAGCACGUUAUUGGAGAUGCUGCCAAAGAAUCUUGUUCAAGUUAGCAAUCAGGACCAGCCCACAGCCCAGCCACUGCAAGAAGUCAGCAGUCUGCCUUCAGCAAAUCUUCAACUUGUGGAGCAUCUCAGUGGUGACCAAGAGGAAUUGACAGGUGUUGAAAUUAAAGUCAGCACUCAGCAUCCAGUAUUGAGUCAACUUGAGCAAGAAACAGAAUUUCAGCCAGAGGUGCUGACUCCUAUCUCUCCUGAGCGUCGUGUCCCACAGAUGGUGCUGACACAUGCAGCACAUGAAGUCAGCACAUAUCCUGAAAUACUGACUCAAUUUGCAAGUGAAAGCACCGCCCCAUUACCAGUGCUGACACAGGCUGAUUCCAAAGACCUGAGAAUGCUGACACUACCUAUGCAGCACUCAGCUAGUCAUCCGUCAGCGCUGCCUCAGUAUACAGGAGAGAAACAGCAAGGAGCAAUACAAGCUAUGGAGCAAGUCAGCAGUCAGCAACCUUCUGUUGUCAGCACUCAUAAACCUGUCCUUACUCAAUCUAUGGAGGGAGUCCGCACUCAAUAUCUACAGACAACCCCAUCUGGUGAAAUCAGCACUCCAUUGUCUAGUAGUGGAGUCAGCACUUGCCAAGGAGUGCUGACGCCAUCCUUGUCACAAAUGCAGAGUCAGGAACUUGUACAGAUGGAGACUGCUGAAGAGUUAAUGCAUCCUGGUUCAGUGCUGACUAAAGUUAUGGUUAUGGGGACUGUCAGCAGCCAAGAAACACCCCAACCACAACAGAAAAAGAUCAGCAGUCAACAAUUACAGCAAUUACAUGCACUGCAGAGAGUCAGCAGUCAGCAUAUGUUACAGGCUGAAGUACAAGAAGUCAGCAGUCCAUCAUUGACUCAACCACAGAUACAGGAAAUCAGCAGUCAGCAAUUACAAGAGGUUGGUUGUCAGGAAGUGCUUCAACCAAAGGUGCAAGGAGUCAGCAUUCAGCCAAUAGUCCAUGAGGUCAGUAGUCAGCAACUCUUUCAGCCUCAAAUGCAAGAAGGCAGCAGUCAGCCAACAGUGUGUGGAGUCAGCAGUAAACAUCUGGAAGUAAUUCAUGGAGUCAGCAGUCAACUUGACUCAGAGUUGCUGGAAACCAUCAGUCAGCAAACAGUGCAAUCACGUGCCUUGACUGAAGUCAGAAGUCAGCAACUACAACCAAAAGAAACACUUUAUGAAGUCAGCACUCAGCAGGCAGCACAAGCAGAGUCAUUGCAGGAUGUCAGGCUUCAACAUUUGACAGAAGCACCAACCAUAGAUGUCAGCCACACAACACCAACUCCUGUGGAAGUCAGCAGCCAAUCAUUACAGCCACCUCAUGAUGUCAGCAAACAACAAGCACCUCUGUCACAAAAGACAAGUGAGAUCACAUCCCCAUCACCAGUGCUGAUGCGAGCUGACAGUGUGGACACCACCUCCCAGAGCGUGCUGACCUUUUCCCUUCCCCAAUUCAGCACCCAUGAAACAAUGCUGACAGAAGCUGUACUAGAACUGAGACAGCACCACCCAAAGGCAGUGCAGGCUGUGGAACAGGUCAGCAGUCAGCAGUCACCGCCAGUUCAUCCUACAGAGAAAGUCAGCACUCCUCAAGUUUCCCCGACUCACACAGAAGCUGAUAUCAGCAGCCAAGCAACACUACAAGCAGAGGACACAUCGAAAGUCAGCACCUAUCAACACACAAUGCAGGCAAAGCACCUACAGAAAAUCAGCAGUCAGCAGAAACCAGAAGCAAAGAAAAAAAAGCAGUCAGCAGUCAGCCUCCUCGGCCAGUAUCAGCAAGUCAGCACACCAGUCAGCAGUCAAGAGGGCGAGGAACGCAUGCAGGAAACCCAGGAAUCAGCGGCCCUCACACAGAUCCCUUCCCUGCCAUACAGUCACGCCCCAGCAGUGCCCCAGGCUGCCCCAUCACCCCUCCAGGCAUCAGGGGCGCAGGAACCACCACCCCACACCCCAGGAAAGCCUCAGGUCACUCCAGAGGUUUCCAGCAAAGUAGGGGUGCUGUAUGUCCCCCAGCAGAGCGUCCUGGAGGAGACACAUCCCCCACCAGGUACAUUAGCACCCCAGACAGUGCUAGGGGUGGCUACACUGCUCACCCCACAGAGCUCUACUGACGAAGGGAGCUCCCCCACCACGCAGGACUCCCUUACGCCUCCCAGCUCAGUGGACAGCAGUCUCGCCCUCACAUCCCUCACUCCACAGAGCUCCCUAGAUGAUGUCCUCACCACCAACACAGCUGUCCUCCCCAAAGCCACGCCGCCAAUAGCAGUGCAGGUCCGAGCAGUCACAGCCACCAUGGAGGCCACGCCCACGACAGCCACAACGCUCACGCCCACGCCCAGGUCCAUGCUCCUGAAAAAGUUCUCUGCAGUGAGUCUAGGUGAAGAAGAGGCCGAGAAAGUGGCAAGCUUAGAUCAACAUACUCUUGGUUCCAGGGUCGCGGCAGCCUGGAAGGGGCCCCGUGGUGUGUCUGGUAGCCGCCCACCACCCCUGGACUGUCAUCCCCAAGAGGCCCUCACCAGACAAGCCCCAGUAAUCUGCGUACACCAGGUGGAGGACGCCCCUGUGUGGGAGCCCCUGGAGGCCAAGGAGUUAUGUGUGCCUGAUGUCAAAGCCCACCACGACCACCGCACCUUUCCCACAGCCUACCACGACCACCACAUCCUUCCCUCAGCCCACCACGACCACCUCACAGUCCAUGACGACCACCACACCCUUCCCACAGCCCACCACGACCACCACACAGCCCAUGACGACCACCACACCUUUCCCACACCCACCACGACCACCGCACCCUUCCCACAGCCCAUGACGAUCACCACACAGCCCACCACGACCACCACACAGCCCAUCACGACGACCACACAGCCCAUCACGACCACCACACCUUUCCCACAGCCCACCACGACCACUACACAGCCCACCACGCCCAUCACUACCACCACCCUUUCCACAGCCCAUGACGUCCACCACACAGCCCACCACACCCUUCCCACAGCCCACCACGACCACCACCCUUCCCACACCCACCACGACCACUACACAGCCCACCACGACCAGCAUACAGCCCAUCACUACCACCACACCCUUUCCACAGCCCAUGACGUCCACCACACAGCCCACCACGACCACCACACCCUUCCCACACCCCAUGACGACCACCACACAGCCCACCACGACCACCACACCCUUCCCACACCCCAUGACGACCACCACACAGCCCACCACGACCACCACACAGCCCAUGACGACCACCACACCUUUCCCACACUUCUUUCACCCCUCCCCCCUGGCCACCUCCACCCCCACAGAACACACUACUGGGGUGUCCAAAGCCUUAACUCCCACAGGCACCAUCACACACCCCAGUAUCUCCCCCAUGGUAAGGGUUUCAGAAUCUGGGGUGCCUCCUGGGGUGUCUUCUGGGGUUCCGCUGGUAUGUCUAUGGGGACGCCUCCAGGGGUGUCCAGAAGGCCCCCCAGGUUAGGUAGGGAUGCAAAGCCUGGGGUGAGGCGUGUUAAGGUGAGGGACAUGUCAAGUAUGAGUUCUGGGGAGGAGGGGGAGCUGGAGGCAAGGGAUGAGGAGGAUGGGGAGGAUGUCACCCCUGUCAUGUAUGGUGGGGGUGAUGUGUGUACCCCAGCACCCCUCCCCCAUGCCGCUGUGAUGACCCCCUCCACUACCCACGCCUCUACCCCCGCCACUACCAGCACAUCACACCUCCCCACACACCCCUACACACACACCACACACACACACCAGGAGGAGGAGGAGGAGGAGGAGGGCUGUGGGUCCCUGCCCCAGGUCACACCGGGAUUGCGUCCUCAGUACAAACCUCCUGCAGUUGUCCCUCAUGCCUCUGCAGGAUCCCUCUCCCUGCCCAGGACUCCUGCAGGACCCUCGGCGCAGGCCCUCACCCACGGGACGCCGCGGGGUGUGGCGGGGUGGAAUGAGUCCCCAGCAAACAUCCUCAUUGUGCCCACCACCACCACCACCACUGCCACCACCGCAGCAGCCCACGCCCUCCCCACCGCCACGCUCACACCCACACCCACGCCUUCAGAUGCCUUACCAGCACAAACCGGUGCCUUACUGUCUUCACAUGCCGCCCCGCCGCCCACUCCGCCUCCUGCAGCCCACUUCAGGCCACCAGACCCAAGCCCCGAGGCCAGCCACUCCGGGAUGGAGUCCGAGGAAGUGUCCCUGGCCGAGGACGCCCUGGUGGUGUGCCAGGGCGCACCGGAGACGCGGGCAGAGCCGGGGCGUGCGGCAGACGUGGUGGAGGGAGAGGAUGAGGGGAUGAAAGGAAGAGACCAAGGGGAGCAUCGCGCCCCUCCACACCCUCACUCUGGAGAGGGUGUGGUGCGCCCCUCCUCGGAAGCUGAGUGGUCUGCCCAGGGCGCCACUCUCGCCCCAUCACGCGAAACGUUCCGUCCACCAUACACGACCGCAGUUGCUGCCAGGAUCAGCAGGGCGCGGGCAGGCGUGCCAGUGGAGGCGCCUCACCGGGGGGAGACCCAGGGAGACAGGAAGGCUGGCCGAGGCUCGCCACACCACACUGGUCCGUCCAUUCCCGCCACGGACACCACGCCGCUGAACCGCUCCAUCCCUAGUGAUGCUCCAGACUCUCUCCAUCGAAGGACAACCCCCUCGCCCCCAGGCAUGGGUGGCGCACCCAGCCAGCAGCCCCUCGUUAGCCCUGCUAACAUGCCACCAGCUGUGCUGAGGACCCAGCCUGCCCACCAUGUAGACAGCGAAGCCCAGCGUGGAGACGCCAGACCAGCGAUGCGCACUGCCUUGGUGGACUCCCCUCCACCUCAGCACUGCCUGCUGCCGCCGCUGCGUGGUGCUGGCGACCAGGCCGUCAUACCCCGUGCUGAGCGGCAGAGGGAACAGUCACCACCAAGCGUGGCCAGCCAGCUGAGUGCUGAGCUGCAGGCUCUGGUCAACAGCUUCCGUCAGGCAGCCAGCGCCCCGCCCCAGCGCCCCACCUCCCUCGCCAUCACGUCCACUACCUCGCCCCCCACCAGAGCUCCCAUCAGGAAGCACACAUACCAUCAGGCACCCUCUGCCCCACCCCUCAACACCCGCGGGGGGUCAGCCUCGUCCUCACCCGGGGUGACAGUGAUGGUGUCUGACUGUUCCCAGGGUGAGGCUGAGGGCGGGCCAGAGCGUCGCGUGGAGGCGCUCAGCUCGCCUACGUGGCACGGCAGCUUCCUGCUGGAACGGGACCUCACCGCAACGGAGGACGACUGGGGCGCCUCAGAUGAGAGCAUCACCUUCGUGUUUAUGACUCCUGAGGAGGAGGCCGCCACGCGCCCGCCCGCCGCCCACUCCCCACCCACCACCUCAGGGGAUCACUACCGCAGCUCGCCGGACCUAUCCCAGGUGGGCCUCAGUCUUGCCUUGCCUCACGGGCCACGCCGCACUCAUCCCUACGAUCUCUACCGCUCCGCGGGCGGAAGACUGGCGCGCGCCGCGUCGCUGGACACCGUGAGCCGCGCGUUGGGCUGCAUGGGUGCCGCUAGGCUACGGGCGGGGCUGACGCGGACGUGCAGCCUGGAGGAGGAGGCGAGCCAGGAGCUGCGGGACUUCCUGGCGAGGGGACGCCGCUGCUCCUCAGAGGAAUCCUUGCAGGAGACCACGCCGCCCCCCAGCCCUGCCCGCUUAGCUUCCCCGCCCCGCCUGGCAAGCCCCACGCCAGACCCUGCCAAUCAUGCGCCUCACACCACCACCACCAUCAGGACGCCACUGCCUGCUGCUGCAUCACCCUCACCGUCUCCACCUCCAUCGCCGGGCCGCAGCUGGGGGGAGGCAUCGUGGCAGGACAUGAAGAGCCUUAUCCUGGGCCACCCUGCGCCCCCACCAACUGGGCGCCGUCUGUCCUCGGAGAGCAGCAGGUCCUCGCCCCAGCUACACCGCCGCGCCCCCACCGACGGGCUGCCCAAGAAGGCCGUGUCCUGGACUGACCUGCACGGCGGUGGCGACCUGGAGACUGAGGUGCCAGAGUGGCAGGAGGAGAGCACGCCGCCACCCCCGCCUCCUGCAGGCCCCAGCCCCAGACUGCGCUCCAUCAUGAAGAAACCUUCCCUGACACCCAUAGCCCCCACGCCCCCGCCUCCUUCACCCCCAUCGCCCCCGCCACCCAAACAUUUCUCCCCACCCCCACCACCACCCAUGUCUCCACCCAAGCCGCCGCCCACCGCGGGAACGCCCCCUGCCCCCGAGGCUUCCAGCGACGAGGAUUCCCUGCCGCUGCCCCGCUCCAACCUGCGCCACCUCUUUGCACUGCGCCUGCCACAACACAUCCGUGACCGUGUGCUGCGUGGUGCCCCGCCCAGGAUACCUCCCCACCCCCCACCUCCACCCCAACAGUGGUAUCACCACCUCUGCCAUACCGAGCGCCACGGCCCAGUCUGCCGGGAGAGGUGCGGGUACGCCCCUCUGCCUCGCUGUCCACGGAGGAGGGCGGCUCCAGCACCUCCCUGUCCUCAGCAGUGUUCCCCGCCUCACGCGCCGCCUCCUCCUCCGGUGUGUCUUGCUCUGGCUAUUCCUCCACAGGCGCCAUCUCCUCCCCUGGGGGUUUCUCCCCACUGCGGGAGGCCACCACCGCCUCACGGGUCCUGGACGCCCUCAGCCCUGGCCGACCCGCUCCCUCCCACACCCGCACCUCCUCCUCAUCCGUGCCCUCCACGCCCACCGAUGGUGUGUUCACGGCGCCCGUCUCACCCAGUACCACGCUGUCCGCACCCACCACGCCCACGCUGGAUACCCUGGCUGGCGGUGGUACUAGCGGGGAGGGUGUUGGUGGUGCGGGCAUGGGACGCUCACAGUGAAGGUGACCUGGCUGGGCGGGACGAGGCGGGGCUGGGGCAUACCUGGCAGGCGCUGUCACGCGUGGUGCAGGAGGCGGGGCAGGUGCUCAAGACUCUCUCAGAGACCUCCCUCGUGCUGCGCCAGCAAGCACUCAGCCCUGCCCGCGCCGCGCCGGCCCUGCCGCCCCUGCUGGAGGAGGGCGGCGGUCCCGGAAGGAGGGUGUGCUCUGUGGCAGUGCAGACUGACCCCCGCCACGUACGUGGCCUGUGGCGCGACGCCUGCACCAGCUGUGACUCCCUCAGCGAUGGUGAGACCUCGGAGAGCGGUGGUCACUAUCGCUCCGCUGCCGCCACCACCAUGCCCUCGCGUCGGUGGUUGGACGUGCCCCGCCAGCACUCGGCUCCUGCCCUCUCACACCCGCGCGGCCUACACGAGUGGCGGGAGCGGCGGGAGCGCCUCAACCGUCCCGGGGGCUACGGUGGACGUAGUUCCUCCUCGGAGUGGGACUCGCCGUCCCCUGGGACGGAACGGGAGCUGGGAGCACACCGCUGUCUUGCGCUGCACCAGCGGCGCGUAGAGGAGUCCUGCCACCGAUUGGAGGAGCGCCUGCGCCUCAGCGCACACAAGCGACACCUGCGGCGGCGCCUGCUGUCCGAGCACCACAACCACUACAACACCCCGGGGCGCUGCGUGCUGCACUCCUCCCUGGAUCUGUCCAAGACGCCCUUCUGUGACCAUAUGGCGCCCCCUGUCCCUUCACCAUACCUUUCAACUCCCGCCCUGCCCACCGGCAGCCCCUCCCCCCUGUGCUGUUGCGUGUCCCCCUCCCACCUGCCCAGCCACCAGUACUGCCGCGCCCUGGCCAGCCCAUGUUCCUCCCACGCCCACUGGUCCUCCUGUCACGCCUCACCUGCGCCCACACCAGCGCCGGAGCCCUGCUAUAGCCCUGGGUACCGUGAGGCGCGCCUGCAGGCGUCGCGGCAGCAGUGUCGCGACCAGCUGGCGGCGGCCCGGCGCCUAUUGGGUGGCUCCUCCUCCUCCUUAGGGGAGGGCAGCUCGCCGCCCAUGCCACGCCGCCCGCGUCUCACACCCGCGGGAGGCAGCCUGGACGCCCACCAGCGGUACCAGCGGACGGCCGCUUCCAGCCAGGACACGCCCUACCUGCGGGGCCACGCCGCCUCGCUCUCCUCGCUGCCGGGGGCGGGCGUGGGGUGGCGGCGUGGCGGCCUGAGGGGCGUGGAUUCGCUGGGCUCCGUGGCUAGCGAGGGCGAGGCAGACCCGCGGCGAGCGUCGCGCUGGCGUGGCGACUCAGACCCCUGGGGGCGCCCACCGAGGCUGCGCUGACCCUUACACUGCCCCUCCACUGCCCCUCCCCUUCCGUGUUCCAUGUACCCCCACCCCCCUCCGUCUUCCAGGGACCUCCCGCCCCCGCCAACCCCUUACAGUGUGUCUUCAAUAAAGCUUCUCCUCAACACACUCUUUCAUUCCUCCUCCUCCUCCUCCUCCUCCUCCUUCCUUCCCCUCCUCGUGUCCUCAGCGCGUCGCUCACCCGCCCGCCACCCUGUCAUCUUGCCGUCCGCCACCACGCCCACCAUCUCGUGUGUAGGUAAUGGUCACUCCCUGUGUUUACGUGGUUCAUUGCACUUGAUCAGCGUGCGCUCCUUCAUGGCUCGCCGCUCCUUUCUUAGAUCUCUUAUUUAGGGACUUUCUUUUACUCUGUUAAUCUUACGUUCCUUUUUCAGCUCCUUUAUUCGCGUCCUCGUAUCUUUAGCCGUAAAAUUUAAAGUCUUAGUUUGAGUGUGUUAUGUUCCUUAACGGCGCCAUAUGACCUUAGUUGUGGCGCCUUAUUCUAAACACUCGCUCUACUGAAUCACCUUCCUCCUCCUCCUCCUCCUCCUCCUCAGCACUGUGGUAGUGGUGGUGGUGGUGGUGCGUGGUAAGUUAGCUUCAGCAUCCUAUUAACUUGUCAUUAUAUAAACCAGUAUGUCUUGGAGGUCAUUGAGUGAGUCUCGGAGCGAAAAAUAAUCAGGAUUCCUUUUUAUUUUCAUUUCGUUUUAAUUAAUUUCUUAAUCCUGCUUCUCUUCAUAGCUUGGUAAUUUGUGAUGGUCUUAUAACACUUUUAUUCCCUCGUUUGAUGAGAUAUGGUGAACUAAUACGCGAGAAAGGCAACAGAAAACCUUGAAUUAUUCUUUAUAACAUAUUAAUUAUCUAAAUAUAACAUAAUAUAAUCCUUACUUCAUCUCGAUAUUUUGACAGCUGUUAUAUUCAUUCAUAUUUACUCUCCUGUGCCAUAAUACUAUACCAAAACUAGCUUAAAAAUGCUCUGAUAAAUUUUAAACAACAAAUUCACCACAAAAACUUACCAAAAUCAUAAUAAAUCUAAAUAAGACCAUGAUGUCGAUAUUUUGCCGUGAACCGCACACAAGAGGAGGAAGAAGAAGCGAGACUAGAGUAGAGAGAGAAACGUGCUGUCAUUUUUAUCAUUUUCUCCUAUUUCUCCUACUCCAUGUGGGCUCUACGGUUCAUGGCAGGCGUCUAUGCACCGUUGGCUUCUAAGUACCACCGGCUUCUAUGUACCAUCCCUGGCUUCUAUGUACCAUCCCUGGCUGCUAUGUACCUCAGAUAGUAUUAACACAUAGGUACUUUAUCACCACAGAGUAAUAAUUAAAACGAAAAAAUGCAAUCCUGUUAAUACCACCAUGGCACAGCGGUUUCCCUUUCCUCAGGACGAAAUAAUAUGAACAUCAGACUUUCUAAACCGCUGUGUCGAACUAAUGGAUCAUGAUGUAAGUGAAUAAGAAUGUAUUAAUAAUGUAUCAUGCUGAAUUUUAUUGCUUCACAACUUUUAAUAAAUGUAUACAAUGUU
Messenger RNA from Portunus trituberculatus (swimming crab), 26023 nucleotides. Its product is annotated as mucin-16-like. The record is from RefSeq and is a predicted model, not a curated record. Gene Ontology annotation, molecular function: microtubule binding; plus-end-directed microtubule motor activity; ATP binding. Gene Ontology annotation, biological process: microtubule-based movement. Lineage: Eukaryota; Metazoa; Arthropoda; Malacostraca; Decapoda; Portunidae.